UUAACGUAAUCUGGUUGAGAUGGUGAUAGCAGAAGCUUCAAAAUGGACGCUUGGAUAGAUAAACAUGGCGCUCUGGUCGACCACCCAGACGUGGCAACUCCCCCAAGCAAAGAUUUUUACCACAUAUUUGUGACAAGGAAGGAGUUCAUUCUGCGUGUUUGGAAGAUUGUUCCACCAACAAGAGGUGGAGGUCGCAGUGACCCAUUUGAGUUGAAAGAUGAUUAUGCUGACUUCAAGGACGAUGACAAGUUUCACAGUGAGGUACAAAGACUUGCAGGAACCAAUAUGUUGGACUAUCUGACCAAAAUUGCUGAAGGAGAAUUGGAUUACCUGCCCCGGCUCCCAAAAAAAGUGCUCACAAAAAUCAUCCUCAACCUGCAGCUUGAAGAUGUCAGUCACAUGUCCAGGGUGAACAAACAGUUCAGAGAGCUGUGUAACUCUUGUGAAAUCUGGGAGAAUAUCUACCGUAGAUACAGUGAGACUCCAAUAACACCAGAGCUGGAAGAGCUAGCCAAGGAUAAAAGUUGGAAACGUCUCUUCUUCACAAAUAAACUCCAGUUACAGAUGCAGCUUCGUCGUAUGAAGCUGAACCCUGAAGACUUACCUCCUGCGGGAGGAUAUGCCUUCAUCACACAUCAGGAGGAAGAACAGGAACAGCAGUGACUGACAUUUUAGAUUGAAUAGAGAAAAAAAAGGAAACAAGUUUAUAAAAGUAUGAUUCGAGUAAAGUUGUUUAUCGCAAUAUUAAAAAUUGCUUAAAAAAUUUAAGAACUUGACAGUGGAUUUUUUUUUAUAUAGAAAUAUGAAAUGUGCAAUGAUGGAUCAUUUUAUCUGUUGAAAAAAUUGAAACAUCAUUUUUUUAUCUAAAAAAUAACAAAAUAACAUCAAUUUAUGAUUUGAUAGUUUGACAUUACUGAAUUAGUAGAGUAUUGAGGGAUUGGAACUGUGAUAUUCUGUGUUAUGUUUAUUGCAAAAAAAAUAAGUGCUUCAAUACAGGAUUUUCAUUAUAAAAAUCCCUGUAUGUAACGAAGUAGUUGUUAUAUCAAUUACACUAUAUUUACCAUAGCAUAUAUAUAUUUUUCAGUUAUCCAAAAUGGGUGUCACAAAGUGUCUUCCCUGUAUUUAAAUGAUUGAUAAAAAAUGCUAUACACGAACAAAUUUUGUGAUUUAUUAAUUUUCCAUUUAAUAGAAAUAACAUAUGUACCAUUGUACUGUAUGCUUAUUUUUCAUAGUUAAGGCAGAGGGUACCGAAAACUUUUUCAAUAUUAUUACCAUUGUUGUUAUUGUGGAGAAAAAAAAAAUCUUUUCAAAACAUUUAUUCCAAAAAAAAUCACACUUUACCAUGAUAUAUAUAUAUAAUAAUUAUUGUUUGAAAUUUGAAUAUAUGAAAAAAGAAAUGAAAUAAAAAAGAACUAGUAAAAAUUAUAGAGAUAGAACUUUGGACUUUUACAGUACGAUUCCCACACUUUACCGAUGUCACAAUCCAGGUACUAUACAUUCACAGCCUCAAAAUAAGUGCCUAAUUUAUUGGCUACAAAGGAAACACUCAACACUAAAAAAAAAAAAAAAAAA
Messenger RNA from Mizuhopecten yessoensis (Yesso scallop), 1572 nucleotides. Its product is annotated as F-box only protein 36-like. Gene Ontology annotation, molecular function: protein binding. Lineage: Eukaryota; Metazoa; Mollusca; Bivalvia; Pectinida; Pectinidae. Bases 43 to 663 code for a protein of 206 amino acids. The record is from RefSeq and is a predicted model, not a curated record. The transcript is spliced from 5 exons.